AUCAGCCAAUCACAAUCCGGGGCUCCAUAUUAAACCUUUGUUUUGGUCAAGCCACCGAGUUUCAUUUCAUUUCAUUUUGUUUAGUUCAUUUUACUUUUUGUUGAUCUUUUUUUCUAACUCAAAGUCACGUUUACACUAAGAAGACAGUGGAAUUUAUCAUAAAGCGGUAAGAAUGAAGCUAACAGACAUUAAAAAGUUAAAAGUGGCAGAGUUGCGGUCGCGACUUAAAGAACUUGGUUUGGACAGUAAAGGACUGAAGGCUGAGCUCGCCACCAGGCUGUGGUCUGCUUCAGAGGCAGCACAGAGUGGGACAGUAUCUGAAGAAGAGGUACAAGUACAAAAUGACAGCUCACCGAUGCCUUUAACACCAGCCGAGACAGCUGAGGUCCACUCUCUGUCCCCAUCGCCGCCUAAUACUGAAGCGUGUGUCACUACGCGGAGUGAAGUAGACCGGAGCAGAGAGUACGCGGACACCGCCACACAGACAGAGACUGGCCCGGGCACACCAGCACUACAGUCAGGAUAUGAGUGUGUAUCGGAGCGAGUGGUGGACUGUCAAGGCGAGGGAGGAGAGCUGGAGGUCCAUCAGAGACAUGCAGAGGAUCGUGGAGAGGAGAAGAGGACUCUAUCAUCAGAGGACACGGACAGAGGACGAGCUUUCUAUGAGUUCAAGGAGGAGAUACGGUACAAGAGAGCCAAGUCACCACAGCCACCACUGGAGAAGGCAGAGGCAGAGGCGCAAGAGGAAGAUAAAGUCAGAUUAGAUCCAUACGACUGUCACCUCCACUUUGAGGUGAGUCCUGACGGAUCCUCCGGGCAGCCCCGGUUCUGGGCUCAGUUCCCCCUUCUGUGGUCAGGCGGCAGGCUCACCCACGGGGUGCAGCAGGGCAGGGUGGGCUUUGAGGUGAGGCUGGAGAGGAAAUUGUUGGCUCCACAGUUGGAAGGCCAAGAAGUAAGGGAGCCCUACGGUCUGAGAGUCGGGUGGUCGGUGGCUGACACCUCUCUGCUGCUGGGUGAGAGUGAACUGUCUUUUGCUUAUGAUGGAAACAGUAGAAAAGUGUCUGGAGGAAAACAAGAGCAGUUUGGAGAACCUUUCUCUGAGGGAGACAUCAUCGGCUGUUACGCUUCUUUUUUCACAGACGGUGCUGUUGAGCUCUCUUUCCACAAGAACAGUCGUUUCAUGGGUGUGGCCUUUUCCCUGGACUCCUCGGCGCUGCUGGGCCGGGCCCUGUUCCCCCACGUCCUCUGUAAAAACUGUUCAGUCAGACUCCUCCUGGAUCCCACAGCUCCUCCCUGGUACCCCGGCCCUCCAGGCUUCACGGCGCUACCAGCCCUCCCUGCUCGGCAGAGGGUUCGCUCCACGCCAGCCCCUACCUCUAGAGCACAGUGUGAGGUGGUCAUGAUGGUGGGUCUUCCCGGUUCUGGGAAGAGUCUCUGGGCCAGGACUCACAUGAAGCAGCAUCCAGAGAAGCGGUACAGGCUGCUGGGAACAGAGGAGCUGCUCGCAUGUAUGAUUAGCGGUGGGCAGAGGGACAGCAGGCUGCGCCAGGCCUCUCAGUGUCUGACUGACUUGAUCAAGGUGGCUGCUGAGACUCCUGCCAACUACAUCCUCGACCAGUGCAACAUCCUCUUCUCGGCACGUCGUUACAAGUUGCAGCUGUUCACGGGCUUCAGGCGACGGGUGGUGGUGGUCUUUCCCUCAGCGGACGAGUGGAAACGGCGACUGGCAAAGAACCAGAUGACUGAUGGCGAGAAAAUACCUGAUACGUCCCUGCUCAAACUCCAGGUGAGCUGCAGUCUCCCAGAGCAACAGGCUGACCUGCUGGAGGAGCUACUAUAUGUCGACCUGCAGCAGGAAGAGGCUCAAAAGCUCCUCCAGGAGUACAAAGACGAGGCCCGCAGACUGCUGCCCCCCGUCCCCAAACAGGAGAAGAAGAAACCCAGGCUUUACAAGAAAAGACCCCACCCUUACAGCUCUCUGCCUCCACACAAGCUCCAGUGGACUGGCUCUAAGGGGCGGAACACGCAGUCAUGGAAGCAACAGCCGAGAUACUGGAACGCACCUUAUCAGGACCAGAGCUCCUACUACAACAGAGACUUUGGUUCCAGUGGAUAUGAGAGCUACUGGUGAAGAAACGCACAAUCUGUGAUUAACACGAUGCUACUAGUGACAUUUAUCUUGAACCACGUGCUACAUCUGCUGCUCUCCCAGUUUGGACUAAUGAGAGAUAAUCAGGUUUUGGUCACUUUUUACAGUCUUAACCUUUAUAUGUAAUUUACAAAUGAUGGGAAAUAAACAGCUGUUUGCACACUUUCAUUAAAUGAGUGUUUAAAGUAAAUAAAUACUCAAACUCUU
This is a messenger RNA of Mugil cephalus (flathead mullet), 2356 nucleotides long. RefSeq names its product heterogeneous nuclear ribonucleoprotein U-like protein 2. Gene Ontology annotation, cellular component: membrane. The transcript is spliced from 11 exons. Lineage: Eukaryota; Metazoa; Chordata; Actinopteri; Mugiliformes; Mugilidae. Gene Ontology annotation, molecular function: protein binding. The record is from RefSeq and is a predicted model, not a curated record. The coding region runs from base 173 to 2131 and encodes 652 amino acids.